CCAAAGAAAAUCUUUCAGAAACUAAGAAAAAACAAAAACCUUUUACUCUAGAAAACUAAAAGAAAAAUGGGUGCUAACUACUCAAUUGCAUUGCAUGAAGCUCAUAAUAUGCCAAUCACACCACAAUUCAAGAGGUCUCAAGUCAUUGCUUUCCACUCUUCAACAAAAUGGAAGCUCCAUUUUGAUUCUUUGAAAAAUACAAACAAAUUGGUUGUUAUUGACUUCACAGCUACAUGGUGUGGUCCUUGCAAAUACAUGGAACCAAUUCUUAAUGACUUUGCUGCUAAAUAUAUAGAUGUUGAGUUUGUCAAGAUUGAUGUUGAUGAAUUGGAUGACGUAGCUCAGGAAUAUGGAGUUCAAGCGAUGCCAACGUUCGUGUUGAUAAAGAAAGGGAAAGUUGUUGACAAGAUUGUUGGGGCAGAUAAAGAUGGACUAAAGAUGAAAAUUGAGAAACACAAAGCUAUGUUCAUAUAAGCAAAUUAAACCAAAGUGUGCAACAAAUGUUUGAGCAGAGUUGUAGAAUAAAAAUUCAUAUCUUUUAUCACAUUUUGAUUGAAAUAACUUUGCUUAUGUAACUCAUCUAUGGUUCUUGCUCACUUAUUAUUGUAAACUUCAUUAAAGAGGCUGAUUAAAGCACUAAUGUGUCACAUUUAUUUGGUUU
Molecule: messenger RNA, 661 nt
Organism: Solanum verrucosum
Lineage: Eukaryota; Viridiplantae; Streptophyta; Magnoliopsida; Solanales; Solanaceae
Product: thioredoxin H4-like
Exons: 3
Coding region: 67-474 (135 amino acids)
Molecular function (GO): protein-disulfide reductase activity
Source: RefSeq, a predicted model, not a curated record